Messenger RNA from Microbotryum saponariae, 387 nucleotides. NCBI's taxonomy places the organism in Eukaryota, Fungi, Basidiomycota, Microbotryomycetes, Microbotryales, Microbotryaceae. The record is from the annotation of a GenBank genome assembly.
AUGUGCACCGUUAGUCAACCCGUCCACAUCCUGGUCCGUCCAGCCCGCACCGCGUCCGUCGCGUCAGACCACGCCUGUGCCGCUUCACCAUUUUUCGUCUCGGCGCCUUCGCCUUCGCAGCCAAGCCGCCGCCCCUGUUCGCCGCCUCCGCGCCAGCCUGGUUCAACUCACGCUCGCGCGCCGCCGCCUCCCACACCAGAACUUUGUCGAUCUACCUCUCCUGUCCUUACCGAGCCGUUGCCUCCGCCUAGACACCGUCAGCUUGCCAUCACCGCCCUCAUGUUUCAUCGGCCAUCCAGAGCAUCGCCCAUGCAUGACGCCCGCAGUUCGCAACCUUUGGACCUGUCGCUCAGGACUGCCCCGCUCGCCAACACUCGACCAUGGUAG